Molecule: messenger RNA, 426 nt
Organism: Caenorhabditis bovis
Lineage: Eukaryota; Metazoa; Nematoda; Chromadorea; Rhabditida; Rhabditidae
Source: the annotation of a GenBank genome assembly
AUGCUUUGGAUCGUCGUUUUGCUCUUCGCCGCCGCCUAUGCCCAAUAUGGUGUUCCACAACAGCCACCACAAUAUGCUUAUCCACCAUUUGUCAUUGAUAACUACGUUUGCUCGGCGGAUGUCAGCUAUCCGGUGUUCAACGCGCAUCGCGGAAGGAAAUAUAGAGGAUCAAAACAGAACUUCUGCUUAGACACCUAUCGCGAUGGAGGAUGCGAGACUUGCUGUCGAAUGGCCGCCCGUAUUGAAGGAACCAAUAUUGAUGAGGCCGACAUCCUUGGGUUAACCAUUGUCCGCAACAAGAAGUCCAUUUGCAUUUGCUGUGCUCCGAAUAAUGCCGGUGGCGAUGCGGCGACUUAUGGGACGCAGACGGUUGCCGAUCCUGCUGCAAAUACUAAUAUGGAGAACAACGCCUCAAUUGGAUAUUAA